Messenger RNA from Magnolia sinica, 758 nucleotides. RefSeq lists its product as uncharacterized. The coding region runs from base 149 to 589 and encodes 146 amino acids. Lineage: Eukaryota; Viridiplantae; Streptophyta; Magnoliopsida; Magnoliales; Magnoliaceae. Gene Ontology annotation, molecular function: peptidyl-prolyl cis-trans isomerase activity; DNA binding. Gene Ontology annotation, biological process: rRNA processing. The record is from RefSeq and is a predicted model, not a curated record. The transcript has 5 exons.
ACGUCCAGCGGGGGCAGGAUGCAAUCCGCCUCCACUCAAGCCACCCCCUUCCAUUCCUCUCUCUGGUUUCAUGCAUGCUUUUUUAGGUUGCUAAGCUGCCAGACCCAAAGCCGUUGAUUAUCAAAGGGGAAUCUAGGAUUGUUGGGUGAUGGGGAAGGAUGCUAAGUCAAAAGAGUCAGGAGGGAAAGGCAAGGGAAAGCAGUCCAGUGGUGGAGGCGACGAGAGUGCUUCCAAGGGUAAAGGGAAAGGUGGAAAGUCAGCAGAUGGGCUCGGAACUUGCACUUAUGUUAAAGCGAGACAUAUCUUGUGUGAGAAGCAGGGGAAGAUCAAUGAAGCAUACAAGAAGCUGCAAGAUGGCUGGCUAAGCAAUGGAGACAAGGUUCCUCCUGCUGAGUUUGCAAAGGUAGCUGCAGAGUAUUCAGAGUGUCCAUCAGGGAAGAAAGGUGGAGACCUGGGAUGGUUUCCACGAGGAAAGAUGGCAGGUCCAUUUCAAGAUGUUGCUUUCAGCACACCCAUUGGAGCUACUAGUGCACCAUUCAAGUCAACGCAUGGUUACCACAUAAUCUUAUCUGAGGGGAGGAAAAACUGAUGGUACCUGUGAUCGCAAUCGGACGUGAUGAGAACGAGCAUCUAAAAUUUCAUAUUUACGAAUUGUUGAACGAAACAUUGGGUGAAAGAGAGAGAACUCCAAACUUUUCUAGUUUUGUUUAUCAGACUAUUUCCCAUCAGCAGUCAUAAUGUCUGAAAUUUGAGUAUCA